Molecule: messenger RNA, 929 nt
Organism: Cucurbitaria berberidis CBS 394.84
Lineage: Eukaryota; Fungi; Ascomycota; Dothideomycetes; Pleosporales; Cucurbitariaceae
Product: HIT-like protein
Exons: 4
Coding region: 88-690 (200 amino acids)
Biological process (GO): nucleotide metabolic process
Molecular function (GO): catalytic activity
Source: RefSeq, a predicted model, not a curated record
CCACCCCCGGGCCAGCCAGCACCACUCACAUACCCUCAUCCAAUCGAGGGCCUCGGAAAACAAAAUCAUAUAAACGAUGCCCUCACCAUGAACGAAGCAGACCUCCACUACCCGCCUGACGUCUGCCCCUUCUGUACCAUUGCCGCCGCUUUCCCGUGUCCAGAGAACGCGCUAUGGAGUUCACGGAAGGAGGCAUUGGCGACCAGCGUGCCCAGUGAAGAUGAGGCUGAUCAUGAAAAGACGAGUCCGAGUAGCUUUGUAGUGCUCAGGAGUAAGGAUGUGGUUGCUUUUCUGGAUAUCUUGCCGAUGACGGGAGGUCAUUUGCUUGUUACGACUCGGGAACAUAAAGUCAAGGUUGCUGAUAUGGGCGCCACUGAGAGUCGAGAGAUUGGUUUCUGGUUACCGAUACUGGCAAGAACAGUAGCUAAAGUAACAGGCGUCACAGACUACAAUAUCGUGCAAAAUAACGGUGCGCGGGCUGCACAGGUAGUACCCCAUGUACACUUCCACAUCAUACCACGCCCAGAGACUAUGCCAGAGAUUAAGAGCAAGAGCUGGACGAUGUUUGGACGGGGCCAACGCGACGACCUAGACGAUGAAGAGGGGGCGAGGAUAGCGAGCGAGAUGAGGAAAGUGUUGAGAGAUGAGGCGGAGAGGAUGAGUAGUAGUGAGAGGGAGGCGAAAUUAUGACAGUCUAUUUUUGACUCUUUCAGUGCAUUAGACAUUAAUUAUUACUACCAGGCAUCUCCAAUUCUCGAAUCAUGGUAUUAUACAUCAACUUUGCUCUCUUGUCGCGUUAUCACUUCCUCACCCUCCCCCUUCCACCAAUAUAUUCUAUCAAAAUGCCCACGAGCACAAUGAUGAAGUUUACAAACAUCAGCACCGCUGCUGCAGUAGCCCACCGACACCUCCUUUGCAAAAACCCAUCG